Messenger RNA from Coprinopsis cinerea okayama7#130, 1776 nucleotides. RefSeq names its product threonine ammonia-lyase. The transcript has 6 exons. Lineage: Eukaryota; Fungi; Basidiomycota; Agaricomycetes; Agaricales; Psathyrellaceae. Gene Ontology annotation, biological process: L-threonine catabolic process. Gene Ontology annotation, molecular function: pyridoxal phosphate binding; threonine deaminase activity. The coding region runs from base 1 to 1638 and encodes 545 amino acids. The record is from RefSeq and is a predicted model, not a curated record.
AUGCCUCCAGCAGCCACUCUGGAAUAUGCCUCAAAUGCACCAGAACCCUUGGCCAUGUACUCGCGUCUCCCAAAACACCAUCUUCGUUCUGAAGACGGGACUCCAGAUUAUCUACGCCUGAUCCUCACCGCCAAGGUCUAUGAUAUCCUCAAGGAAACCCCUCUCGUUAUGGCCACAAACCUGAGUGCAAAACUAGGCAACCAGAUCUGGCUCAAGCGCGAAGACCUCCAGGAAGUCUUCAGCUUCAAGAUCCGAGGCGCCUACAACUUCAUGGCCAGCCUCUCAGAAGAGGAACGAUGGAAGGGGGUCGUCACUUGCAGCGCGGGUAAUCAUGCCCAAGGUGUAGCCCUCUCAGGUGCCCGACUGGGCAUCCCUUGCACUAUUGUCAUGCCCCAGGGAACUCCGACCAUCAAGGUCCGCAAUGUGGCACGCCUGGGUGCCAAAGUCGUCCUGCACGGCGUGGACUUUGACGAGGCCAAGGCCGAAUGUGCACGACUCGCCUCAGCUCACAGCCUGACUUUUGUCCCACCCUACGAUGAUCCACUCGUCAUUGCCGGGCAAGGCACAGUUGGAAUGGAGAUCCUAAAACAGCUGCCCGAAUCCGACCAGCUCGACGGUAUCUUUGCAGCUGUUGGUGGUGGAGGUUUGGUAGCCGGCAUUGCUGAAUAUAUCGAUCGCAUCGGAAAUCCCAAUAACCACGUUAUUGGAGUUGAAACAAUCGAUGGAGAUGCGAUGGCACGUAGCAUCGAAGCAGGACACCGCGUAACCCUCAACGAAGUCGGUCCGUUCAGUGAUGGUACAGCGGUCAGGAUCGUUGGUGAAGAGCCUUUCCGUAUCUGCAAAAAGCUGCUCGACUCGCCUAUCGUGAAGGUCGACAACGACGAGAUCUGUGCUGCUAUCAAGGAUAUCUUCGAAGAAACAAGAUCCAUCACCGAACCAGCAGGUGCGGUCGCCCUGGCCGGUCUAAAACGCUACAUCGCAGACAACAACCUCAUCGGAGCAAACAAGAAAUUCGUCGUGGUUGUGAGCGGCGCCAAUAUGAAUUUCGACAGGCUCCGGUUCGUUUCUGAGCGAGCUGAAAUCGGUGAAGGCCGAGAAGCUCUCCUCAGCGUGGACAUCCCUGAACGACCUGGAAGUUUCGUGGCCCUCCAUUCCAUCAUCCACCCGCGCGCUGUCACCGAGUUCAUUUAUCGCUACAACAUCGACGGCGACCGUGCACACGUCCUUUUGUCGUUCAAGAUUGAGUCCAAUUCACGUGAAACCGAAGUACAAGCUAUUCUUGCUGCUCUAGAGGCGGCUGAUAUGAAAGGCUUGGAUAUGACGAACGAUGAACUGGCCAAGAGCCAUGUCAGGUAUAUGAUUGGCGGGAGGCAGCAGGUGCCCAACGAAAGGAUCUUCCGGUUCGAGUUCCCGGAAAGACCGGGCGCGCUUAGGAAGUUUUUGCUCGGCAUGCAGCAAGGGUGGAACAUCUCGUUAUUCCAUUAUCGAAACCAUGGAGGAGAUCUGGGCCGAGUCCUCGCUGGUAUCCAGGUGCCCGAAUCCGAUUCAGACGCGUUCAAGGCAUUCUUGGACAAGCUCGAUUAUUCGUAUGUAGAGGAGACAGACAACCCUGUCUAUGCGCGAUUUUUACGGGGGUAGAUCGUUAGGUGGAGUAGAGUACGGUACAGUAGAACAAACCGCCAGGAUCUGGCGGAGGCAACAAGAGAUCGACUGCAAUGGGAGAAGUCUAAAAACAUUGCAAUCAUAUCCCUUGAAUUGCAAUCGGGUGGAUGUACA